AAGAUGAAUUACUUUAUUUGACAAAAAUAUCCGGUUCAGUAUACAAUAUAUAACGGCGGUUCAGUCACCCUGAGGAGCGCGAAAAUUAAAAAUUAUCGCAGUAGCUCGUCUGAUAACCAACAAUAACACAUAUCGCGCCCGGUUUGACGUCAAUUCUUAAACUUUCCGCGAUGUUUCCGCGCUCGAAUAAGUACAUACUUAUAAGUAUGCGUAAUAAAGAGCGAACCGGAGACGACGCCUCGGGCCACCUGCUAAUAUAUCGUGUUUGUCUGCGGGGGCCUGUACUAUAUGUGUAUAUACAUAUUUAUACACCUAUAUACAGCCCACGUCUGAUGAUCGCGGUCGGGGUAGAGGUAGAGCGCGAGAGAGCGAUCGAGCGACGGAGCGCAUAGAAAGCGCGACGAGGAGGCAAGGCAAUAAGGAACGCGCGGUGGCGGCGCGCAGAGACAGAGCAGAGCGAAGAGCAGCUGGAGAGUAAGUAGGCGCGCGCGCGACGAGCAGCGCCUAGGAUUUCACGGGCAAAUCUCGCGGAUAAGUAUAGGUUUACACGUACGCGACCACCAGAGGCGGCCGUCACGAGUGUCUCUCUGAAUCUCAUCUGUUAAUAACUCGGGAGUGCAGAGUCGAACGGAUCAACAUCGGGAGCUUCACCUACUUGCUGAAGAAUCGCAUACGAGAAUCGAUCAAAAUGCUGAGCCUCUGCCGGCAGUCGUCGUUCCUCGCGAACGCGCAAAAAAUAAGUACAAGAUGCCUGGGAACCAUUGUGCCCGUUCCAAAGCCAAAGGAGUUUCCUUUGGAAAACGAGCCCAUUCUGACUUACAAAAAAGGCAGCAAAGAGCGAGCGGAGUUGGAAAAGGCUUUGGAUAAGAUGGCUGGUGAAUGUGAAGAAAUCCCAAUUGUUAUUGGUGGCAAGGAAAUUAAAUCAGAUAUUGUUAAAUAUCAAACUAUGCCACAUAACCAUCAACAUAAAAUUGCUAAGUACUACUAUGCAACGCCAGACUUACUUAAGAAAGCUAUUGAUGUUUCUGUAAAAACACAGAGGGAAUGGGAAAAAGUUCCUUUUGAGAAGCGUUUGGAUAUUUGGUUGAAAGCAGCUGACUUGAUGGCAACAAAGUACAGGCAGCAAUUGAAUGCAUCAACUAUGCUUGGUCAGGGAAAAACUGCCAUCCAAGCUGAAAUUGACAGUGCUGCAGAACUCAUUGAUUUCUUCAAGAUGCAUGGUUAUUUUGUAAAAGAAGCUUUGAAAUACAAACCCAUAUCACCAAAUAAGGAAACUUUGAAUUCCAUGAGGUAUCGAGGAAUGGAUGGAUUUGUAGCUGCUGUUUCACCGUUUAACUUCACUGCCAUUGGUGGUAACCUUAGCUAUACUCCAGCUCUGAUGGGAAAUUCAGUACUAUGGAAGCCAUCUGAUACCGCCGUGUUAUCUAACUGGUGGAUAUAUAAGAUUUGCAAAGAAGCUGGAGUACCUGACGGAGUUGUUAAUUUCGUUCCUGCUCAUGGUCCAGAUUUUGGAGAUACUAUCACUGCCUCACCAUAUCUUUCUGGAAUUAACUUUACUGGUUCGGUACCGACUUUCAAUCGCCUUUGGACUCAAGUUGGAAAGAACAUAAACAUAUACAAAAACUAUCCAAAAUUGAUUGGAGAGUGCGGCGGUAAAAACUUCCACUUUGUGCAUCCUAGCGCUGAUGUUGAAUCGGUAGUAUCAGGUACAAUUAGAAGUUCUUUCGAAUACAAUGGUCAAAAAUGCUCAGCGUGCAGUCGAAUGUAUGUUCCUGAGUCACUAUGGAGUAAGAUCAAAGCUGGGCUUUUAUCUACUCGUGACCAAUUGAAGAUGGGAGACCCAAGAGAUUUUUCUGUAUUCCUUGGAGCAGUAAUCGAUGCUACAGCUUUUAAGAGAAUUACGGGUUACAUUGAGCAUGCCAAGAAAUCUCCAGAUCUUGAGAUUAUUGGUGGAGGUGGCUAUGACAACUCUCGCGGCUACUUUAUCGAACCCACCAUUGUACAAACAAAAAAUCCUAAAGAUAAGAUAAUGACUGAAGAAAUUUUUGGACCUGUAUUAACGAUUUAUGUCUACAAAGACACGAAUCUUGACGAAACAAUGAAAUUAGUUGAAUCCUCUACACCUUACGCUUUAACUGGAGCAAUAUUUUCGCAAGACGAGAAAUGGGCAAUACACGCUCUGGAAGAAUUUAGAUAUGCUGCUGGAAACUUUUAUGUGAACGAUAAAUCGACGGGAUCAGUUGUAGGCCAGCAACCUUUCGGUGGCGGUCGUAUGUCCGGAACGAACGAUAAGGCUGGAGGUCCUCAUUACGCCUUGAGAUGGGCAUCUCCUCAAUCCAUCAAGGAAACUUUCGUACCCCUUAGAGAAUACGACUACGAAUAUAUGCGUUCGUAAAUGUUUAUAACUGGAGAAGAAAUAAGAAUUUAUUCAACCGCAGUAGAAUUAUUUGACGUUUGAGUGGACCAUCGGGCAUGCUAGAAUUCUUUUUUGUAAUUUAAUGCAUUUUUAAUACAACGAGGGAGUCUCCACUUUGACAGUAUAACUGCAAUGCAGACUCAAAGUCUGAUUUUAUACUGAUUUCGGUAUUGAACCUACUGAUCUGAUUUUUAGAAUAUUUCAAGUUCCUUGUAAACGCCAAACGUAUUACGCCUUUGUGUAUUUUCUCAGUAAAAAGGAAAGAAAAAACGUAAAAGAGAUCGCAGGUGAGGGUCGAAGGUAUGCAAAGGUUUUUCUACAGUCGUGAUACAAGAUCCAAUAAAAUACAAAAGUAUGAUUGUAAGCUUUGAUCAUGUAUAACUUGUAGCGCAUAGACAUAGAUUUUCCAGUCAUUAAUCAGGGUGAAAUGUCAUAGAUCUUUCAGCAAUUAGCCGAACUUUUUUAUGUAUUGUUUUUACAAUGAUUAUGACAAAUAAAAUACGAUAUUGUUAUGCCAUACGUGUAUGGCACACGCGCCCGCUGGCGAGCUCUGUUACACUGUAAUGUUUGUAAAAUUGUGUACAAAGGACAACCGUAUUUAAUAUUUUUAAAAAAGAUGUGAAACCCAGUUUUAACCUCAUCUCUCAGUAUACCCCUGUAAGAAAUUUCGUACUACGAUAAAGAAUCAUAUUACAACUUAUACCGUGGCUAUUGUGAUGUAAUUUAUUUUAAUUAUAUAUUAAAUAUUCAUUGAAAGAUUGCAGAAAUUCAUUUGCAUUGUGUAUAGUUACUUUCCUCUUUAACGAGUCAGCGUCACAUUACAUUCGCUCUAAACUUAUAUGAGUAUGUUUGAUUUUUGAUUCACGCAAUCAAUGACGAUUAAAUAAAACAUAGUUUGAAAAAUCA
This is a messenger RNA of Nasonia vitripennis (jewel wasp), 3322 nucleotides long. RefSeq names its product delta-1-pyrroline-5-carboxylate dehydrogenase, mitochondrial (gene P5CDh1). Gene Ontology annotation, cellular component: mitochondrial matrix. The transcript has 7 exons. Gene Ontology annotation, molecular function: L-glutamate gamma-semialdehyde dehydrogenase (NAD+) activity. The coding region runs from base 689 to 2395 and encodes 568 amino acids. NCBI's taxonomy places the organism in Eukaryota, Metazoa, Arthropoda, Insecta, Hymenoptera, Pteromalidae. The record is from RefSeq and is a predicted model, not a curated record.